ACUUCCUUGUGGAAGAGUGUUUCAGAUUGUCAGUCAGUGACCAACUGUCCACGUUCAAGUUCAACAAGUGGUGUAGGAUUUAUGGACAGCAGAAGGAAGCAGCUGGAAUCUAUUAUUUAGAGCAGGCUGCCUGAUUCGCGCGGUUUUUUUUUUGUUAGUUUUUUUACAUUUCUGAAGUCGGACGUUCAUCACCAUGGGACAGGCUUACAGCUCAUGUGUAGAUCCGGAGUUACGUCCGCAAUUUGGAUCCUCGUUUCCCCGUCCUUCCUGGUGAAACACAGUUUGACACCUUUCUUACCCCGCUUCCCACUCUGAAAGUGUGCGGAUAUCUCUUUCCAUGGGUCUACUUCUUGGCAAAGCCUUCCUUUGAAUACUAAAGACAGUAAAGUGACAAAUGGGUGCACUACCCUCCCCUGCCCCCAACAGUUGCUAAGAUGCCAGAGAGGACAAGGGUGAUGGUGGGUGGCCAUGCCCAAAACCACGUCGACCGGUGACAGCGUGAAAAUGGAGCAAGUGACCGCCAGGAUGGAGACCACCUCGCCCUUCGCCACCCCCAGCAUUUCCGUAUCCCAACAGCAAAAGCCCCUGAAGUUCGCACCGGUAGUCGCGCCCAAGCCCAAGUUUGACCCCUACAGGCAGCUGGGAGAUCUGACCCAGGCAGAGGCUGGAGGUGAUUACCCUCUUCCACCACCACCGCUACAUCAGACCAGUGGUCUCCCGCCACCCUCUGGGGCCUUCCCCCCUCCCCCCGAGGCCGUACAGAUAAAAGGACCGGAGAAGACGCUGGAGGAAAGGCGUUCUAGCCUCGACGCGGAGAUAGACUCCCUCACCAGCAUCCUGGCCGACCUGGAAAACAGCUCUCCGUACAAACCCAGAGAGCAGCAGAAUUAUGGGGGCUCUCCGGCGACGGGUUCGAUUUCCUCGACGCCGAUCAGCGUUCACAACCGGAUGGUCAUCCCGUCCCUGCCGCCUCUCACGGCCACCAAGAAGUUGGCCCCCAAGCCCCAGGUUUCGGCGGCCCCCGCAGGCCCUGGCCCUGUGCCCGUUCCCCAGUUCCAGACUGCACCUCAGCCCCCUCCCCCCGGGCCUCAGCAAAGCGUCCAGCUUCCCGCCCCCGUCCCCACCCCGGAGGCUCUCCCCCAACCAGGCCACGCCGCCGCUCCCCAGGUUAUCCAACCAGCUCCAGCCCUCCAGGUCGCCUCUGCUCCUGCGCCUCCGCAGAAGGCCCCCGGCAGCGCCCAGGGCCAGCCCGAAGAUGAGCUGGACCGCCUGACGAAGAAGCUGAUCCACGACAUGGACAACCCCCCGGCCGAGGAGUACUACGGUAGCUGCUCCUGCUGUGGGGAGAACGUGGUUGGAGAUGGCAGCGGCUGUACCGCCAUGGAACAGGUCUUCCACGUGCGCUGCUUCGUCUGCGUCGCCUGCGGCCUCCAGCUGUGCGGCAAGCCCUUCUACGCCGUGGAGAAGAAACCGUUCUGCGAGCCCUGCUAUAUCAAAACCUUGGAGACAUGCACCGUCUGCGCUGAGCCCAUCAUGGAGCGGAUCCUCCGGGCCACUGACAGGGCCUACCACCCCCACUGCUUCACCUGCGUGGUGUGCCACCGCUGCCUGGAUGGCAUACCCUUCACCGUGGACACCGCCAACCACGUCCACUGCAUCGAGGACUUCCACAAGAAAUUUGCUCCCCGCUGCUCCGUUUGUAAGGAGCCCAUCAUGCCCACUCCGGGGCAGGAGGAGACUGUGCGCAUCGUGUCGCUGGACCGGGACUUCCAUGUGCAGUGUUACCACUGUGAGGACUGCAACUCCCUUCUGUCUGAGGGGGACAGCCAGGGUUGCUACCCCCUGGACGGCCACGUCCUCUGCAAGGCCUGCAACUCCGCCCGUGUCAAGGCCCUCUCCGCCAAAGCCAGCACUGACCUCUGAAGGACCCUGCCCACACUCCCUCCCUCUCUCCCUUCAAGUGCACACCCGUACACACAUACCUUCACCUCACGCACCGCACACCCCGGAUCAACCCUUCGUCUUGGUCCGAGAGUGGCCGGGUCACUUCACUCAGAAUCAAAAUGCCUCUGUAGGGGUUGAUGGUCUUCUUGUUAACGCGGACUGUCUCAUAAGUUCUUUAACUCUUUCAGUCCCAAGCCCAAUAUGAAGUGGCUACACCCAAAUCCCAAGGUGUUUUGGCUUUGGUUGAGAAACUUUAGAAAGUUGAGAAAAUUUAGUAGGAUUUUAAUAGGGGCUCAAAAUAAUAGUAUAGCAGCCAUUUUGAAACGGUAUAAGGUUGGGAUUUUAUGGUAGUUACGCUUCAGUGCCAUAUAGCGCUCUUGGGACUGAAGGAUUAACCCCACAAGAUACUCUGUCACUUCUUGUUCAAAUUGAAAUGCAUGGCUCCCUAUCAUGGAGUCCAGAACAUUACAAAUGAAAAUGAAUUCAAGUGGCAACCAAUAUUGUUAUUGGAAAAUAGAGCUGGAAACUCCUGUUGUACAGAGCUGGGAGGGAACGGGAGGGAACAAACACGGUCGCUGAAAUAUGUAGUCGCCUACUCAUUCCAGAACCACAGUUAUAUUCUCUUCUCUGUUAAUUUCAUUGUGCAUGAGGGAGGUCACUCCAAAAUGUCCCACAAUUGACCUGUGUGGCAUUGGCUGCCCAGGGCACAAUUUCACUGAAAUCAGCACCCCUCUGUGUUUACAUCCUCACACCAAACACGCCCGGCUUUGGCACACAACUUUAAGUGCCUUUCAGUGAAGCAGUAAAGGGACCAAGCACUUUUAUUUACAGUGCUUGUUAUGCAGUGCAUGUAAUGUGCCUUUUGAUUAUAAGCAUCAUUACCAUUAAUUUUACAAUAGUUAUUGCUAGCUGUAUGCAAGUGUAUUUGUAUGUAAGAGUAUAUUCAGAAUAUAUUCAGUUUAUUGAAAUUUCACUCACCUUAUUGUUAUGGAUAUGGCUAAUGUAUGUCUAACUGCUUCAUGUAUGCCCAAUGUCUACUUUAAAUGGUUAUCUGUACUCCAUUCCAUGCUUGAGAAUAUAAGCUCAGAAUCUAAUAGCAGUGGACAUUCUCUUCUAUUCACAAUACCCUUAAGUAAAAAUAUUUCCGCACUAUUCUUGCACAGAAGCCUUUAUACUCCCACACAAAUGCAAGUGUUGACAAUUUUUAUUCACAAAGCGGUUUUGCAAAUUAGUUUUAUUAUAUUUAUAUUGUGAAGAAACAAAACAACAUUAUUGCUAUUGCUCUCAUAGCAAAAAUUAAGAACAAAUGUUGAUCAAAACCCAGCUGCUCCAAUACAUGGCUUCUAUUGUAGUGUAUAUUUGUGGCAACAGGUGGUGUGUGAUUUUAACAGGUAGGCAGAAACAUUUUCGCAGGGAAGCCAUUUUUAAUGUUUGAUGUUUCUCUUACUUUUACAAUAUGAUAUACCUGUUGGCUUCUCAAACCAAGUAAAACAUUCUAAACAAAUGUAGAUACCAAUGAAAGUUGGCAUUUUCUUGUUUUCAUUUGCAUUUCCAUUAUGGCUAGUGUUCAAAAAAUGUUUAAGUAUAAAAACUACAAUGAAACCAUAUGCUCCAUCCAAGGCAAAGGUUCUCCUCAAUCACAGUGUAGAAUGUAUCUAUACUGAAUUUAUUCUGUGGUGUGUGCUGGGGAGUGCUUUAAAUGAAGAAUUACAAUUUUCUGAGUUUUUGAGGAUUUUUCAAAAUGGUCUAAUCCUGAUUUAUAUGUGUUAUUGUCACUGUGAUACAUCUGUGACAAACUCAUCAAGAUUUUUUCUCCCCAAUUUAUUUCUUGUCUUCAAGCCCAUAAAUACCUUGCUGCAAGAAUACAGAAAUUUGUCAUAUUUAACUGAUUCUGCCUGUUUCCUCUGCUUUCUUUUGGCUGUUUUUCCUUAUGCUGGUCUCAGCAUGCACAGUAGGUUAAGACAACUUUUGAAAAAGGCUUUGCUGGCAGUUUAUAUUUGCAAUUGAACACAUUAAUACUUUAUUAAUACUGCUGUGCAAGUUGCUUUUUUUCUGUGAAGGAAAUAUUCAAAUUGUAGGUCUUUAAAAUACCAAUUUCAAAUUGGGGUGAAAAGCUGUCGUACCCUGUGUUUAUCAUUGUAGGUCACACUAUGAACACUUUGAUCUCACUGUUCAGAAAUUUACUUUCAACUCUUUCUUGAUAAUCUUGAGUUCCAAAAUGUGAACAUGGUCAUGCAGUCUUGAAACAUAAGCACAUUUUCUUACUGCCUGGCCUGGCCAUGAGGAGAUGGCCAGGCUGAUGACGAGCACAUGACACGGGAUUGACGGCUUUCUCUGUUAAUCGCGGACCUGAACACACAUCGUAAAGAUGCCCCUAUCUCCAUUUUCAGAGUCUCAGAUAUGUAGUCUGGGAACAGCCGGUGGGUAUGCUCCAGCAGAGAGCCAUGCCUUCUUUGUGGCCUCACUGCCAUUUUGUCUUGACCUCACAGACAUUGCAGGCAGAUUGCUUGUGUCAGUGGGGAGGGUAGGGAGGGGUGUGUGGGUAAAUUUACUUUUCACUGCAAGAACAUUACACUCGGCUAAGCUUUUUUGACAAAGAUGCUGUAGACCAUCUGAUUUAUAUAUAUUUUUUCCUGCACAGGCUGUUUUUAUCCCCCACUGCUUCUGUCCAUAUACAAGCAUACAGCGUAUCCUGUACUAAUAUACAAUAUGCUGUAUAAUUUAUGUCUCACUUUAAUCACCGUGCUGCAUCACAAGAAUGUAUAAAACCAUGUAUAAAAAUAGAUUUGCACAUGAUUUCUGCAUUUAGUUUUUUGUAACAUUUAUCACAAUAUGUUUGACUCUUCCAUUGAAAAUUGCACAUUUUGAACCUCAGUAUCUCACCAGUUUGAAGACCAAUCUCAAUGUAAUUUCACAGGUCUACUGCAAUGGCAACAGGCUCGCAAAUUUUGGUAUACCUAAGUCACGCUGUUUCUGUGUUUCGGAUACCCCUAAAACUAAUUUGUGCACAAAAAUAACUACAUCGGUAGACACAAUGCUAAUAUAGAUCAGGCUAAUCUAAAGUUCUAAAUGAACAUGAGACCAUUCUAAUGGAGAGCAGGCUGAUGUUAGUGCCGAUCAAUUUAAUUUCCUGUCUUUUGAGGCUUUCAGCAAAUGCAAAAACUUCACUUAAAACAUAGUUUCUUUGUGAUUAAUAUCAAUGUUAUGUAUUGCUCUCAUUUAUACUACUACAACAUUCAGACAAAAGAGCUCUUUGAUGUGUACAUUAUGAAGGCCUGUGUCAUAUGUUUUGUGAUAUCUGUUCACAUAGAAUUUCAUUUUGAAUCAGUAUUUACACUGCAGUUGUUGAAUUUAUCCCUGUUAUAGUUAGGUAACUUACAGAAAUAACUGCUAUAGGACAAAUUCAUGAUGGCAGGGAAUAAUUCACGGUAAUUCAAUGUACUCCAUGUUAUUCUUGUAUACACCAGUCAGCUAAACACAUGGAAAUUCUGAGGUAUCCCCUUCACUUUCUCCAUUCUUGUAAUUUUGGCAAAAGGAAAUGGUUCAAUCAAGUACAGAAAUUGUGUGUUGAUGUAAUUAAUUACGCAAUGUUACUUCUUUCUGUUUGUCCUGUAUCACAGUUAACUCGUUUGAUACUUUACAGCCUUUGAAUGUCUCCACCACUUAUGCACACGUCUCUGGAGGUUUUCAAAGCCCCACUCGAUUAUCUGUAAAAAUGCCCUUAAGCCACAUUCAGUUGAUGUAAAGAGGGUCAGUGGGACAGCUUUUUUCUUACAUGGAUGUCAAAAGAAUACACUGAUCUCUAUUAUAAUGGAUACAAUAUCCUUUGACAUCUCACUGUGCAAGAACAUCUUUUAUUGAAUAGAUGUACAGCUCUGCUCUUUGUGGUUUUCUUGUAAGCAUGGAUACAAAAGAGCGCAGUUUACUAUUAACUGCAAACAUUCACUAUCAACUGUUAAAAUAGCUUUCUGUGUUCCAAUUAAAGGACAUGCCGCCUUCUUUGAAUGACUUUGGGCAGACCUUGAAAGAUCAAUGGAGAUGUACUGUACAAUAUUUCCAAUAUUUACUGUACACUUUUAUUUUUUUCUUCCGUCUGUAAUACUAUACAAACUACUGUACUUUUUUAUUUCCAAAAUGGUCAAUGUAAUUCACAUUGACUUGUACCAAAGGAUAUUUGACCAAAACUAUUAAGUAUUUGUGUAUGUGCUAUUCCCUUUUAAUAAAAGAUUUCCAAAAAAAGAA
Conger conger (European conger) is the source of this 6186-nucleotide messenger RNA. RefSeq names its product LIM domain containing preferred translocation partner in lipoma (gene lpp). The transcript is spliced from 13 exons. The record is from RefSeq and is a predicted model, not a curated record. Gene Ontology annotation, biological process: cell-cell adhesion. NCBI's taxonomy places the organism in Eukaryota, Metazoa, Chordata, Actinopteri, Anguilliformes, Congridae. Bases 469 to 1923 code for a protein of 484 amino acids. Gene Ontology annotation, cellular component: stress fiber; focal adhesion.